Anthostomella pinea is the source of this 2325-nucleotide messenger RNA. The record is from the annotation of a GenBank genome assembly. Lineage: Eukaryota; Fungi; Ascomycota; Sordariomycetes; Xylariales; Xylariaceae.
AUGUCAGGCCCGGACGGGACAGAGAUCGCGCCACCGCCUCAGAACAUUGCGAUAUCAGACGGUACUAAGGCGCCGCCUCGUAAACGAAGGCGCAUCGUCAUAAGCUGCACAGAAUGCCACCGGCGCAAGCAGAAGUGCGACCGACAGAUGCCAUGUACGAACUGCCAAACGCGAAAUAAGUCAUCAGCCUGUCACUAUGAGACAGGCACACCGGUUCCGAAAGUCGACCGACGAGACUCGUCAAAUAGCUCUGGCCAGGAUCGCCCACCGGAGGCCUCUGACCCGGCCGUACCUGUCAAGGCUGCGGAUUUCGGCUACUCUCACAAUGGCGUCUCAACUCUCGGCAUAUUGCGAAGAAUAGAAGGCGCUGGAGAGCCACUGGCAGGCAUGCCAGGCGAGGGCAAUAUCGACGACGGGUUCGGUCUAUGUGAGCGGUACAAGACGUUGAUUCGCCAGCUGCCGGCAAGGGAAUAUAUCGACAAGCUGGCCAAUAUAUAUUUCCACGAUAUCAAUUGGCAAUACUUCGGCGUCGAUGAACCGCUCUUCCGAGCACUCAUGGACCUAUGGUACAACUUGCCCUUCCAGACUUUGUCGAGAUCGGGCCCGCAGGCUUUAGAUCCAAUGCUCAGGGCGUUCCCGGCGCUCCUGUUCCAGAUGCUAGCUUCAUCUCUUCUGUACCUUCCAGAUGGCUCAGGCCCGACGUUCGAGUCGUUGAAGUACACAAGCCAGAUGACGUUUGAUGAUUUGGCUUAUGAUUAUAGCGAGUCCGGCAACGCUAUACUGUCACUUUUGGGGAAGCGCCAGAUGUCCAUAAUCACCGUCUUGGCAGGUUGGGUCAGAGCUGCCUACCUUAAGGUGACCGAGGCUUGGCAUCAGGUGGGAACCUGUAUACGGGAUGCGCAAGAGAUCGGUCUGCACCGGGAUCAGAUGGACCCUCAACCGACUGCGGAUGAUUCGACUGAAGAAGUCCUAGAGAAGAUGUGGAUGGCACAGCACCGGCGGACGAUAUGGCAGAUACUACUGACCUGGGACUUGCAUACAGGAGCCGUGUUGGGGAGACCAACAAGCGUGGACUUCCGUCCGAUGAAUCGAAGCCCGCCGCUGGAUGCCAUCAUUCCCAGGAACCCAAAAAGGGUGCCUCUGGUACCGCGUACCGAGAACGACCCGCCGACCCCCUUGACACGGGCUUUAUGGGCAUUCGAAGUCAUGAGACCUUUACGAGACAUCAUUGACUUGGAGAAAGAAGGCCCCUUCCCCAAGGACUUCUCCAAGGUUGAGAAAAUUCACCAGGACAUUCUGGAUCUGCAAGCGCGGACGCCACCGCCUUUUCGUCUCGAGAACCCCGACACUCGAUUCGAUCACCUACCUGAAUGCUGGUGGCUACCUGUUGUACGACCAAAUCUGCCACAAAUCCCUGCUUUCAAUAUGAUGGCCUUACAUCGUCCGUAUGUAUUCACUCGCCCCGACAGCAGGCGCGAGGCCCUUUUGGCCAGUAUACAGAUGUUGGAAUCACAAAGGCAGCAGUUUGCUGUGCUCCAGCCAGCGCAGCACAGGACAUUUGCCCUGUUCUUUGGCACUUUCGAUGCGAUAGUCAUGAUAGCGUCUAUCUACAUUCUGUUUCCUAAGGAGCAUCCAGAACUCCUGUCGAAAACACGCCAGCACUUCCAAUGGGCGGUGGAGCGCUUCGAGACCAUGGCGCGUCGUAAUCGCCUGGCACAAGCCGCAUUGGGUGUGUUGCAUGCGAUCUGGAUCCGCUUCAAAAAGGCAGUUAGCAAUGGUUUCCUGAGCCACCCAUCCGCGGCGCCAGAAACCACUUGUGCCAAAAGCAGUGAAACGGAAGCGGCUGGGUCUGAUACACAAACACCAAGUUCCCAGUCCGGGUUUUCUUCAUCCCAUCAGCCCAGCCUCGCUUCCGCGUCAGGUUCUUCAUCGAUAAUGCCCACGCCGGUUACAGAGCAGACCAACCCCAUUAGCCCCAGUACCGGCCUCACACCCGCGUCUGGUACGGAUAACCAAAACAACAUACUUUCGAACCAGGAAUGGUCAUUACCGCCCAACUUCGAUUUCAGUUCGAUAAUGCCGAUGUAUCCCAUGGGAGACCUGGCUUAUAACGACCUGACAGGUAUCUUUGGGGGAGCCGGAUCUGGGGCCUCCACAGGAGGUUGGUCUGAACCCGCGCCGGCCACUUCUCCGGCACUAGUGACGGGCGGAAUGCCGGCCUUGCAUACUGUGGCUCCCGGCCAGGAAGAGGUCCCUUGGCAAUUUGGCGGUGAAUUCGGGAGUGAUACCAUAUGGAACCUGCUGAAUCAAAUCCCGCCCAAUUAG